AUGAAAAUUGAAUCAACUCAACAACAUAAAGUGUAUCUUCAUAAUCUGAUGAAUGAAAUUGAAAAUAGUGAUCGUUCUACACGUAGUUUUGGUUGUAAUGGACCAGAACAUCGAAAUGAACAUCGAUGUCGACAUCAUUGUAGAAGUCAUGGAUAUAAAACGGGUUCUUGUAGUCCAUAUACCAAUUAUCAAGAUUGUGUUUGUAACAAAUCACCACAUUCAAAAUCGAAAUUUCGACAAGUUUCUUCUAUAUCUUGA
Molecule: messenger RNA, 258 nt
Organism: Adineta steineri
Lineage: Eukaryota; Metazoa; Rotifera; Eurotatoria; Adinetida; Adinetidae
Source: the annotation of a GenBank genome assembly